Molecule: messenger RNA, 726 nt
Organism: Suillus plorans
Lineage: Eukaryota; Fungi; Basidiomycota; Agaricomycetes; Boletales; Suillaceae
Exons: 6
Coding region: 1-726 (241 amino acids)
Source: RefSeq, a predicted model, not a curated record
AUGGCGCGAAAAUGCGACUGGGACCAUGCACUUCAAGACGCAAUUCAGUCCGUCAGCAUUCAGCCAUCGUUGGCAGGCCACAUCUCCGAGGGCAUUGCCUUCUGCGGAAAAAAGCAGGUUCUGGCCGCGAGGAUCUCAUUUGACCUCGCAUCCAUGUUCACGAACCGAGAUUUAAAGACCGAUCACUUCCUGUUUUUGAUCAAGGCCAUUGCAUUGUUCAAUGCAAACGAACAUCAAGAGGCAAUUCUUCGCAUACAAGAACUUGCUGCGUGUCCCAAUGUCGAUCUUGUCGCUUGUCGUAUCGUAGAAGCCUACCUACGCGUCCAACUAGGAAACAUUGCCUUGGAAGGCGCGCGCCACAACGAAGCUAUUGAACACUUCACUGUCGCUGCCAAUGCUAGCAAUUUAUUUUACAAAUCUCCAAUUCAUGUGACGUACGAUGAGUUUGUCGUGCUAUUUGGUUGGGACCUCAAGUCCUUAUGGCACACCGCGAACCAGCAACAGUGUUAUGCACUCUUUCGAGCAGGUAGUUUUAAAGCAGCCGUCGAAUCGUGUCAGUCCAUGAUGGAUAAGAUUGAUGAGGAUAUGAAGGCUGACUUACGCGUCUGGUUCACUUUAAGAUCAAAACGCUCUCUAUGCUUCCCAUGGAGAUGGUGCACUCGCAGCGAGCGGUUACUCGUAAAGUUUGAUACAGAGAUCACAUUCUCGCUUGUACCCCGACGGUAG